Messenger RNA from Photinus pyralis (common eastern firefly), 632 nucleotides. RefSeq lists its product as uncharacterized. The record is from RefSeq and is a predicted model, not a curated record. The transcript has 2 exons. Lineage: Eukaryota; Metazoa; Arthropoda; Insecta; Coleoptera; Lampyridae. Bases 142 to 603 code for a protein of 153 amino acids.
UGAUACUUUUUCUGGAAAAUACAGUUAUCAGUAUGAUUUACGUAAAACCAAUGUCCUCAAAGUAACACUAUAUAACGCAACGGUGACAACGCAGAAUAAAAAGUCACUCAGCAUACGCUUUCUACGGUUUACCUAAGCAAAAUGAAGAUGCAGUUAUUUCAAUUGGCCGGUGCAAUUGCACUACUUUCGAUUUUUUGCGGUGCCCGAGAUUUGGAACAAAAGCAAGGGAACAGGGUCGCGUACCAGAUAACGUUUAAGAGCAUGGAGUGCUUAGAGUGGAACAUAGGCCUGUUGUCAUUUGACGAAUUGUGUCCGAUCUUCCAGAGUUCAGGUUGUAGCUCAGUACCAUGGGAUGGGGCUGUCGAAUGUGUAGCUAACAAAAUCGCGUCCUUUAGCGAACAACAGGCCAUCGCUUUUUUGGGACCGAUCGUACCGACUAUUAACAGGCACAUUGAAACUUUGAAUUGCACCAAACUGUCCUUGGAAGGUAUCUGUCCUCGUCUGUGCACUAUACCUGGCGCUAAUUUGUGUCCAAACAAUCAGCUUGAUUUGUAUGCGCUAAUUAAUUAUGUACAGAACAAUGAUAUCGUACCUCAAUGUUAAUGGUACCAAUAAAUAACCUUUUAGAGUCA